Messenger RNA from Lactuca saligna, 492 nucleotides. The record is from the annotation of a GenBank genome assembly. NCBI's taxonomy places the organism in Eukaryota, Viridiplantae, Streptophyta, Magnoliopsida, Asterales, Asteraceae.
AUGGAGAUCGGUGGGGUUCCAAAACUUCUAUCUUUCUUGGCUAAGAUCAUUUCCUUUUUCCUUUCACAUAAUCACCAAAAACUUGUUGUCCUCUUCAAGAAAUUCGCAUAUGAGGCAAAACCUAGCUACGUCUUACUUAUGUUUUUUACAAUUAGCAUUCUUAUUGUAGGCAUUUUCUCUAGAAUUGCUCAAGAAGAUUUUCAAUAUCAUUCCGACUCCUUUUUCUCUGUCUUAGAAUUACAUCCAUUGUCAUAUGGAUUUGAUGAAGAUAUGACAUAUGAAAUUUACAGUAGCACUACUAUUGUAGAUGAAGACGACCAAGAUUUUGUUCCCCGUUUAGUUCAUCUAGAAUUAGUCAAGGGUGCCAGUGGGAGCCAUGAAGAUUACGAUCCCUCAUUCAGUUCUUGUUGGACGAAUCAAGGUUGCCAACAGGAGGGGAACAGAAGAAUCUGUAGCCAAAAACAUUUGGAAACGGAAGACAAGUUUCUUUAG